GGCUCUUGUAAAAACGCAGUCGACCGUCUUUGCUAGGGGAACGAAACUAGUACUAGCCACUGUCGUUCACAAGGAAGGAGUUAUCUGUAGAGUAAGUAUGCUAAUACUGAAUAAGACAGCAGGAGUUUUUUCUAAACCAUCAAGAAGGAAACCUUAUGAAUUUUUAAGAAGUUUUAAUUUUUAUCCUGGAAAACUGUUUCUUCAUAAACUAGUAUUGGGAAUUGAAACCAGUUGUGAUGAUACAGCAGCUGCCGUGGUGGAUGAAACUGGAAAUGUUUUGGGAGAAGCAAUACACUCCCAAACUGAAGUUCAUUUAAAAACAGGUGGGAUUGUUCCUCCAGUAGCUCAGCAACUUCACAGAGAAAAUAUUCAACGAAUAGUGCAAGAAGCUGUCUCUGCCAGUAAAGUCUCUCCAAGUGAACUCUCAGCAAUUGCAACUACUGUAAAACCAGGACUUGCUUUAAGCUUGGGAGUAGGCUUAUCAUUUAGCUUACAACUAGUACACCAGUUAAAAAAACCUUUCAUUCCCAUUCAUCAUAUGGAGGCUCAUGCACUUACUAUUAGGUUGUUAAAUAAAGUAGAAUUUCCCUUUUUAGUUCUUUUGAUUUCCGGAGGUCAUUGUCUAUUGGCAUUAGUUAGAGGAGUUUCAGAUUUUCUGCUUCUGGGAAAGUCUUUGGACAUAGCACCAGGUGACAUGCUUGACAAGGUAGCAAGAAGACUGUCUUUGAUAAAACAUCCAGAGUGCUCCACCAUGAGUGGUGGGAAGGCUAUAGAACACUUGGCCAAACAAGGAAAUAAACUGCAUUUUGAUAUCAAACCUCCCAUGCAACGAGCUAAAAAUUGUGAUUUUUCUUUCUCUGGACUUCAGCAUGUUACUGAUAAGAUAAUAAUGCAAAAGGAAAAAGAGGAAGGGAUCCAGAAGGGGCAAAUCCUGUCUUCAGCUGCACACAUUGCUGCUGCGGUACAGCACACCAUAGCAUGCCACAUUGCAAAAAGAACUCACGGUGCCAUUCUGUUUUGCAAGCAGAGACACUUGUUAUCUCAAAGUAAUGCAGUACUGGUUGUAUCUGGAGGCGUUGCAAGUAACUUAUACAUCCGAAAAGCUCUGGAAAUUGUAACAAGUGCAACAAAGUGCACUUUGCUGUGUCCUCCUCCCAGACUGUGCACUGACAAUGGCAUUAUGAUUGCAUGGAAUGGUAUUGAAAGAUUGCGUGCUGGCGUGGGCGUUUUACACAACACAGAAGGCAUCCGCUAUGAACCCAAAUGUCCUCUUGGAGUAGAUAUAUCAGAAGAAGUUGGAGAAGCUGCCAUAAAAGUACCACGGUUAAAGAUGGAGAUUUGAUUUUUGCUUUUCAAAAAAUCCCUAAAG
Messenger RNA from Odobenus rosmarus divergens (Pacific walrus), 1369 nucleotides. RefSeq names its product probable tRNA threonylcarbamoyladenosine biosynthesis protein OSGEPL1-like. The record is from RefSeq and is a predicted model, not a curated record. The coding region runs from base 98 to 1342 and encodes 414 amino acids. Gene Ontology annotation, cellular component: mitochondrion. NCBI's taxonomy places the organism in Eukaryota, Metazoa, Chordata, Mammalia, Carnivora, Odobenidae. Gene Ontology annotation, biological process: tRNA threonylcarbamoyladenosine modification. The transcript has a single exon.